AUGCUCAACAUUGGCCGAAAGACAAUAUACACAUGUAUAUUGGCAUUGAUACAAAUUUCAGGCAUUGCGUUGUUCUGCAAAGGCUUCUUUCCAUACAAGAUUUAUCUAUCUGGAUACGCUGCUGAAGGUGAUCAAUUCAGCUUGCAUAAGCAAACACAAGAGCCAGAAUUUGACAGGCUUGUAUUUGUGCUUAUCGAUGCCCUGAGAAAUGAUUUCCUGAUUGGAAAAGAUUCUGGGUUCCAGUUUGUGAAUAGCCAUAUCGAGCAAGGCACAGCAUAUCCAUUUACAGCCAAAGCAACAGCACCUACUGUCACAUUGCCUCGCAUUAAAGCAUUGACCACAGGCACGAUUCCCAGCUUCUUGGAUGCCAUCUUGAACAUUGCAGAAUCAGAUACCACUUCUUCGCUCGAGAAUCAUGAUAAUUGGGUCUACCAGUUUAAGCAGCAAAACAAGACGAUCCAUUUUUUUGGCGACGAUACAUGGAUGCGGCUCUUCCCUAGCAUAUUUGACAAAACAGAUGGCACCACAUCGUUUUUUGUGUCUGAUACCACCGAGGUGGAUCUCAAUGUCACUCGACACAUCAAGACAGAUCUUGUGGAGCCAGAUUGGGAUGCUGUGAUAUUUCACUAUCUGGGAUUGGAUCACAUUGGUCAUUUAGGUGGGCCUCAAAGUCCAUUGAUGAAGCCUAAGCAAAUGGAGAUGGAUCAGGCAAUUGAGUCUAUCUACACGAUUGUGGCAGAACAAGAUGCCAAACGCAUGCAAGAGCAGAGCAAUGCAAAGGGAACAUUGAUGGUAGUGUGUGGAGAUCACGGAAUGAAUGAAAAGGGCAACCAUGGUGGAUCCUCUGUUGGGGAAACCUCGGCAGGGCUUGUUUUCAUGAGUCCAAGGUUUGAAUCGAGACCCACCAAGAAGCAGCAGCAGCAACCGCUUUCAACACUGUUAGCGCAUCGACAGCAUGUUCUCGAAUUUCCAGUGAUUGAUCAGAUUGACAUUGUGCCCACAUUAGCAACGCUAUUUUCAUUUCCUAUCCCAAAGAACAAUCUCGGAAAGGUGAUUUUAGAUUUAUAUGCUUCCAAGCAAGAUUUCACAAGCAUUCUCAACAGCGUGCUGCUGAAUGCAUCUCAGUUAGGACAGUUGUUAUCAAAAAUAGCACCAGAGAUCACUGGCUAUUUGGACGCACCAUCUGCUCAUGUCAAUGAUGCAACUCUAGUGUUUGGACAAUCAUAUGCCCGGGCCUUAUCGUUACAUCAAGAGUAUCUCAUCUCCAAAGAUGCAGCUGCGGCCAAACAAGCGAUAGAGCUCUAUUACCAUUUUAUAGAAGCUACACAAGCACAGCUAUCCAAUACAGCCAGUGAUUACAACAUUCAAUUCAUGGUGGCAGGUGUUGUGUUGAUAAGCUGUAGCACGAUCGGGCUCAUCUGUUUAUCGCUCUUGUUUAAGCAACAAACACAUUCCGUUGGUAUUUGGAGCUUCAGUCAAUAUUUCAGCGUGCUUGGCUUGAUCUUGUAUGCGGCGAGCAUGUUUGCAAGCAGCUUUGUCGAGGAAGAGCAUUAUACGUGGUAUUAUCUAGUACAGACGCUGACAUUACUAUCGGCUAUAUCCAGCUUCCGUAUUCCGGUCCUUACAGUUGACCAAAUGCUAUACCCAAUUAGUCUAUGUUUUGCGCAGAUGCUCCUUGUGCGCACAGCAAUCGCUUGGAACCACAACCAGCUUUCUGAUUUGAUACUAUCCUACACUGGAGUACAGUGGCAUUUGAUGGGUCUUACUUUAUUCACAACGGUGAUAUUCGGGAUCAACACCUUGUACAAGCUUUCUAGUCAGUCCAGCGUGAUAGACGUCAAUUCUACAUCCAAAAUCAUCCAAAACCUUGUUCGAUCCGCUAUGCUGAUCAUUGUUGUACUUGUGUCAUUGCUAGUCUUUGUUUAUAAACUGAAAACAGCAACAGCCGAUACCAUCGAUGAGGUGCCUGUAAUGUAUGCAAGCUUACUAAGUUGGGAGCUAGUUCAGCCUCUGGAUCAAGUUGCUCUUGGAAAGCUGAUUUACAAUUAUGGAGGAGCAGGUUUGUUUGUUUUGGGCGGAUUGUUCUAUGUAACAAAGAGAGCCCAUUUAUUGGAGUUGGUUCAAGACAUUGAUGAACAAGACGAGCAACAUGACAACAACGACGACCAAGAAGCACUCCAAACACAAGCACUCCAGCAAGCACAUGAGCGAAGCAUGAUCCUAGUAGAUAAUAAGCGAACACUGAUACUCCAAAUGCUGUUGUGCCUGAUUACGCCGCUUUUGAUCUUACUGACUAGACCAGAAAAUGCUUUCCUAUUCGUGCUCUUUCAUGUGCAAUUUGAGCUACUGACAAGAUCCUAUGCCUAUCUGCAGGAUAGCUGCAAGCAUUCUGUGCCUACAUGGCUGAUUGGCGUACUUGUCGCGUGUUUGAGUCAUGCCUCCUUCUUUUUGACAGGACACAGCAAUUCCAUUGCAUCUGUAGACCUGAGCAAUGCUUAUGUUGGUGUUGAAGAAUAUGAUACAAUCCUUAUCGGCCUACUGACGUUUUGCUCAAAUUGGUCUGGAAGCAUCUGGUGGUCAGUCGCUGGUUGGACAUUCAUCUCAUCGCAUGAAAACAAGUGGUUCUCUUACAUGCUGACACAUGCUAUACUAUUCAGCGUUGUCAUGACAACGCUGUCCAUCUCGGUCACUGUUCUCAGGGAGCAUCUGUUCAUUUGGACCGUGUUCUCUCCAAAAUAUCUCUAUCAGAUUGCCUGGAAUGUGCUCUUUCAUUGGAUACUACAGGUGUGUAUUGGUAGUAUCAUUACACAAAUAGUCUUUUGUGUACAAAGAGCAAACUAA
Mucor velutinosus is the source of this 2841-nucleotide messenger RNA. RefSeq lists its product as uncharacterized. Gene Ontology annotation, cellular component: endoplasmic reticulum membrane. The coding region runs from base 1 to 2841 and encodes 946 amino acids. Lineage: Eukaryota; Fungi; Mucoromycota; Mucoromycetes; Mucorales; Mucoraceae. The transcript has 6 exons. Gene Ontology annotation, biological process: GPI anchor biosynthetic process. The record is from RefSeq and is a predicted model, not a curated record.